AUGCUCCUGGCCGCGGGCGCACGCGCGGGCGAAGCCGAGGGCGAGAAGAAGCAGACGAAGCGCGGCCUGUCGGGGGCGCUGGGCCUGGGCCUGGGCGGCUACGGCCUGGAGUACGGCUCCCUGGGCGGCUACGGCCUCGGCAGCGCCCUCGGCCUCUCCGACCUAGCGCUCGACGCGCUGCCCCUCAGCGCAGCCGGCCCCGAGAUCCCGCUCGGCACGCACACCCACACCACCAUCACCAAGCAGGUGGCCGUGCCCGUCCCCGCGCCCUACCCGGUGACAGUGGAGCGCCACGUGCCCGUGGCCGUGCCGGCCCCCUACGCCGUGCCCGUGCCCAAGCCCUACCCGGUGGCCGUGCCCAAGCCCGUGGCCGUGCCGGUGGACCGGCCCUACGCCGUGCCCGUCGCCAAGCCCUACCCGGUGGCCGUGCCGCACCCCGUGGCCGUGCCCGUCGAGAAGCCCGUCGCCGUGCCCGUGCUGGGCAAGUACGCGUCGCUGGACUUCGCCCACUUCCACUGA
Molecule: messenger RNA, 519 nt
Organism: Gryllus bimaculatus (two-spotted cricket)
Lineage: Eukaryota; Metazoa; Arthropoda; Insecta; Orthoptera; Gryllidae
Source: the annotation of a GenBank genome assembly